Messenger RNA from Knipowitschia caucasica, 1395 nucleotides. Lineage: Eukaryota; Metazoa; Chordata; Actinopteri; Gobiiformes; Gobiidae. The record is from the annotation of a GenBank genome assembly.
AUGAGCGCGUUCACCCCGGGUACGUCGCCAGUGCGGAAUGCUUGCGACUUCAGGCUCUCGCGAGAACACAGUGGGAAGACCCAUGGAUCUAUAAUAAUAACGGGAAGACCAGAGAGAGACCAGAGAGACUUGCGAGAAAGCAGAAAGAGACAAGGGCUCGGUCUGCGGGCGCUGGUGGCCGCUCGCCUCGCUGCGGCUGCGGACGACAUCUUUGCGCUGUUUGAAAGAACUGUAGCGGAGUAUGAGGAGCAGCUGGGCCGGCUACAGGAACAGAGCACCGCGGAGAGAGUCGCUCUGAACCCGGGAGAGGGACGCGCAGGAGCGGGGAGCGGGCAGGAGAAAGAUUUUCCUGUGCUGCUGGGGGAUACAGAGGUGAAAGAGGAGCCUGAGGAGCACAAAGUGUGUAUGAAGACGGAAGACCUGAGGACGCCCUGCAGAGACACACACCUCCUCUAUACCAGACCUGACCUACACACACACUAUACCUAUAACACCACCCCUCUCUUAUCACACCUCCACCCAGAAACUAAAGGAGAGACCAGAGUAGAGACCAGGGAAGAGGACUCAUACAUAUACAGCACUUCUGUGGAAGCAGCAGAAGCAAAAGCACAGCUUCACAACAGUUUAGGACAUGACAGGGUGAGCUCCUGUGGACUUGUCCUCACGGAGCAGACCUCAGAUCAGUUGCUGAACGUCCAAGGGGGGAGUGAGCUAUACAGCUCUUAUUUGGACUCUCAGGCAGACAGUUCACAGUGUGUGUCUGGAGCCGUGUCCUGGACGGCUCCUUUCAGCUGCUCAGAGCAGGGCGCGGCUCCUUUCAGUUGCUCAGAGGAGGGCGCGGCUCCUUUAAGCUGCUCAGAGCAGGGCCCGGCGUGUGCGCUGAAGAGACACCAGUGUGAGGAAUGUCCCAGGACCUUUGUGUCCCGCAGCCACCUGGAGAGGCACCGCGGCGUCCACUCAGGGGAGAAACCUUUUAGCUGCUCCUUCUGCGGAAAGAGUUUCAACACAAAGGGCUACCUUGUGGUGCACACACGCACACACACCGGGGAGAGGCCCUACAGCUGCCAGCUGUGCAGCAAAGGCUUCUCUCACCGCAGUGCCUAUAACUUCCACCUGCAGACUCACCGCGCGGACCGGCGGUUUGUGUGUGCGCUGUGUGGGAAGAGCUUCACAGUGGAGGCGUACCUGAAGGUGCACAUGAAGACGCACAGCGGCGAACGUCCGUAUGAGUGCGCCCUCUGCGGACGCCGCUUCGGUCGCGCCAAUGUUCUCAAGAGCCACAUGAAGAUCCACUCAGACGAGAAACCUUUCAGCUGCUCCCAGUGCGGACACAGCUUCACACACAAACACAACCUGGAGAUGCACCGACGCACACAUCGCAAACACAACACUUAA